GAUUUUAUUCAUGUGGAUGAGUCAAAUAUGAGUCAUCAUUCAACUGAAAUCUCAUAACCAACUUCCAUGCCUUUAUAAAUUCUUCACCACCCCAUAUAAAGUAUAUGUAUCUUCCCAACUGCCCACUCCAAGAACAAGUCCUUUGUUCAUACUUCAUUCCGAUAAUAACUAAUCCUACGCGACCACUGAAUUAAUUUGUCGAAGAUGAAGAAUCUCAUGAAGACUGUUGAAAGUUUCACUGGAUUUCCCAUCAGCUCAAAUAGGCUUUUGCUUGAUCAUCAUGUGGGAUCAUUGAAGUUCAAUCAGAUAGUAAUAAAUAGAAAGAAAAGACCAACUGAAAGAGCAGCUCAUGCAGUAAAUAGCAUUCUAGACCAUGUAAAAUUAGGAUCCAAUAUAAGUGCAAUAGUAAAAGGGAAGUUAAGCUUAGGAGCCAAAAUUGUUCAAAAUGGUGGAGUGGGGAAAGUCUUCAAGCAUAAGUUUAAUGUUGAAAAUGGGGAGAAAAUCUUAAAGGCUUCUCAGUGUUAUAUCUCCACAACAGCUGGUCCUAUAGCUGGUCUUCUCUUUAUCACAACCAACAGAAUUUCCUUCUGUAGUGAAAGAUCAAUCAAAUUUAAGUCUCCAAAUGGAAUGUCAGCCAGAGCCCAUUACAAGGUAUCAAUACCUCUAGGAAAGAUAAAGGGCACGAUUGUGAGUCAAAACAAGGAGAAACCAUCGCAGAAGUAUAUCGAACUUGCUACUGUAGAUAACUGUGAUUUCUGGUUUAUGGGAUUUCUCAAUUAUCAGAAGACCUACAUUAGCAUUCUAAAAGCUGUAUCUUUACCUCAUUUCUUUCAACUCACUCAAUAGUCAUUAGAAGAUCAUCAAUUUUCUUCUUCUCUAGAGGAUUAUAUAUUGUGUAGUACCAAGAAUUUUUUAGUAUCUUCUUUGUAAAUGGCUAUCAUUAACUAAUGAUAAGCAUUCUAAGGACAAAUUUAUACCAAUA
Impatiens glandulifera is the source of this 982-nucleotide messenger RNA. Its product is annotated as GEM-like protein 6. The transcript has 4 exons. Lineage: Eukaryota; Viridiplantae; Streptophyta; Magnoliopsida; Ericales; Balsaminaceae. The record is from RefSeq and is a predicted model, not a curated record. The coding region runs from base 205 to 846 and encodes 213 amino acids.